Messenger RNA from Scylla paramamosain (green mud crab), 552 nucleotides. Its product is annotated as zinc finger and BTB domain-containing protein 47-like. The record is from RefSeq and is a predicted model, not a curated record. The coding region runs from base 1 to 366 and encodes 121 amino acids. The transcript has 4 exons. Lineage: Eukaryota; Metazoa; Arthropoda; Malacostraca; Decapoda; Portunidae.
AUGGCCGAGAAUCCUGCACGGCCCGCCCCCAGCAGCUCCGCCAGACGCAAGCAGGCAAACCCUCGCCGCAAACAAGUUCCAGGGCCACCUCUCCCUCCCCCCACUCUCCCACUCUCCCUUCUCUCCCUCGUCCAUCAGUGGGAGGAGAAGGAGGAGGAGGAGGAGGAGGAGGAGGAGGAGGAGGAGGAGGAGGAGGAGGAAGAGGAGGAGGAAGGGAAGAGGAAGAGAAAAAGAAAGAGUAAUUGGACUUGUGAGGUGGAGAAUGAGAAGACGAAGACGAAGAAGAAGGAGGAGGAGGAGAAGGAGAAGAAGGAAGAGGAGGAGGAAAAAGGAGAAAAGAAGAUCAAGUUAUCACGCAGAAUUUAAUCUUUCAAGCAACACACACACACACACACACACACACACACACACACACACACACACACACACACACACACACACACACACACCUUGACAGACACUUAAGUCCACACACUAGACAGUGGGACGUGGUGAGGUCUGGCAGGCAAGGUGAGAGGAGGAGGAGGAGGAGGAGGAGGAGGAGGAGGUGGA